AUGUUGGGAGGCGCCAUCACUUCCUCAGAAUCAGUGUAUCGGUCCUCGACUCAUCAGCAGCCCUCUCACCAUCCUUCGUCACACCUGGAGUCCGGGAGCUCUAGGUCGGCCUCGUCCAAUACCACCCCCACCUCAUCCACAGCCCCGCCGUCAACCUCCGCCGCCGGCUCUACUCGCCUCCCCUCCCACCCAACCCAUGAUGUACCGGCCUACAUCAGUCGGCCCUCUCAACCCAGUUCCCAACCAUCCACGCGAGCGUCCUCUGCCACUCCGGGAUCCGUCUACACUCAUCCUCCAUCAGCCUCAAUGACCUCUACCACCUCCCAUCAUCCAUCGCGCCCGGGCUCCGCUUCUCAUCCUGCAGCACACUCUUCCUCUCAUCACACUGGUGGCAGCCAUGCAACAACAGCGGUACCAACCUCGGCACCGCAUAUGGGGAGUCAGUCCUCUCCGGCUUCGCCUCAGCUAAAACCGACCUUCCAGUCCCUCCGCUCCCUUGGGGGGUCGGAGGCCAACUCUCCGAGUCGGAUCAAAGUCCGUGAUUUGUCACACAUUCAAAGCUUUGCCAGUGAAGAGUUCCUCGCGCAGAGGGACCAGGCACCUGGGCAGUGGACCCAAGAGCGCCAGUACGAGAUUAGUUCCAUGCCGGUCACGGACAUAAUCGAGAUGGUUGCUGGACUGCUGAUGAAAAUCACAACGACGAAUGACCUGCAUCACGAGUCGGUUCAUCGACACAUUCCGCCCCCGGAUGGCACCACCACUCUGAGCUCCCAGGCUACGAGCGUGCUUGCAUUUCACGGCAAAAAUGUGCCCAGCAUCAGUAUUCUCAGCUAUCUGACAAGGAUACACAAGUACUGUCCUACAACGUAUGAGGUCUUUCUCAGUCUGCUGGUAUAUUUCGAUCGCAUGACGGAACUGGUCAAUAAGGGCCAGCUCGACCGGUUACGACGUCGCUGGGAUGGCACGUCUACCGUGCCAAGUGGCAACAGUUCACGGCCAUCGUCGGCUGAGCGGUCGUCGACACAUGCGACACAACCCUCGCCGUUGGUAACCCCGCCAUCCUCGUCGGGAAUCGCAGCACAAGACCCGUCCAGUCCGUCGUCCAUAUCGCCCUCUCUCCAACCACAGGAGGAUGAGGAUCAGUUCUCCCACUUUUUCGUUGUUGAUAGUUUCAACAUUCACCGGCUAGUUAUCGCAGGCGUAACUUGUGCCAGUAAAUUCUUCUCGGACGUAUUUUACACUAAUUCUCGAUAUGCAAAGGUUGGCGGACUGCCGCUGGUUGAGCUCAACCACCUUGAACUUCAAUUCUUACUGUUGAACGACUUUCGCUUAUCGAUUCCUGUUGAAGAGCUUGAAGCUUACGGGACGAUGCUUGUGGAGUUCUAUGCGAGAGAGAUUGUUGCACAGCAACAGCAGCAACUAUCCCAGGCGAUUCCCCGCUCGAUAAAUCCUUCGGCAGCACCGGACACUCCGUCGGAGGGAAUGUAUAUGCGCACGCGCGAGAAGCAGCGGUCUGACGAGCAAGAGGUCCGCCAAACGCCUACUCCGCCUUAG
This is a messenger RNA of Aspergillus tubingensis, 1554 nucleotides long. RefSeq names its product putative cyclin-dependent protein kinase complex component. The record is from RefSeq and is a predicted model, not a curated record. Gene Ontology annotation, cellular component: cyclin-dependent protein kinase holoenzyme complex; nucleus. NCBI's taxonomy places the organism in Eukaryota, Fungi, Ascomycota, Eurotiomycetes, Eurotiales, Aspergillaceae. The transcript is spliced from 2 exons. Gene Ontology annotation, molecular function: cyclin-dependent protein serine/threonine kinase regulator activity; protein kinase binding. The coding region runs from base 1 to 1554 and encodes 517 amino acids. Gene Ontology annotation, biological process: regulation of cyclin-dependent protein serine/threonine kinase activity.